This is a messenger RNA of Synchytrium microbalum, 222 nucleotides long. RefSeq lists its product as uncharacterized. Lineage: Eukaryota; Fungi; Chytridiomycota; Chytridiomycetes; Synchytriales; Synchytriaceae. The record is from RefSeq and is a predicted model, not a curated record. Bases 1 to 222 code for a protein of 73 amino acids. The transcript is spliced from 2 exons.
AUGCAUGCUGACUACAUACUAAUUACCAUAGGCUGCUACGACGGAAAGUGCUUUCGAAUCAAGGACGGAAUUCCCUGCUAUACUGGACCAACGCGGCCUCAAAUUCAAACUUGUCACUGCACUAACAAUGUCUUUCAGUGUGAAUCUGAUCGUGGCUUGUCUGUUCCACCCUGCAUUUGGAAUUGGGAUUGCAUCCAACGCAUUCUAGGUGUCCAAACUUGA